AUGUUUCUGGUCCUCUUCAGAAACAAAGGAACUACUGUGGACCAGAGGGGCUAUGUUCAAUUAGCAGUCUUUGAACAUCUCUCUUCACAGGAAAGCCCUGUUGUGGCUGCCACCAAGAGUUCACAUCUUUGUUUGGUCCACUGGACACUGAGCCCCAUCGCCUCUGCCUCAGCUGUUGUGCCCAUCCCAGCCAACUGUGGCCAUGGACAACUUCAACUUUUACAUAAAAAAGAGCCCGUGGGCCGUGUUACUUUCCAGCUCUUUGCAGACAAGUUUCCAAAGACAGCAGAAAACUUGCAGGCUCUGAGCACUGGAAAAAAGGGAUUUGGUUAUAAGGUAUCCUGCUUUCACAGAAUCAUUCCUGGGUUUAUGUACCAGGGUGGUGACUUCACUCGCCAUAAUGGCACUAGUGACAAGUCCAUCUAUGGGGAGAAUUUUGCUGAUGAGAACUUUAUCCUGAAGCAUACUGGCCCUGGCAUCUUGUCCAUCACAAAUGCUGGACCCAACACAAAUGGCUCCCAGUUUUUCAUCUGUACUGCUAAGACUGAUUGGUUGGAUGGCAAGCAUGUGGUCUUUGACCAAGUGGAAGAAGGCAUGAAUAUUGUGGAAGCUAUGGAGUGUUUCUGUUCUCGGGAUGGCAAGACCAGCAAGAAGAUCACCACUGCUGACUGGACAAAUCUAAUAAGUUUUUGUUUUGUUUUUUGUCUUAACCACCAAACCAUUCCUCUGUAG
Gracilinanus agilis (Agile Gracile Mouse Opossum) is the source of this 732-nucleotide messenger RNA. RefSeq names its product peptidyl-prolyl cis-trans isomerase A-like. The transcript has 2 exons. Lineage: Eukaryota; Metazoa; Chordata; Mammalia; Didelphimorphia; Didelphidae. The record is from RefSeq and is a predicted model, not a curated record. Bases 1 to 732 code for a protein of 243 amino acids. Gene Ontology annotation, biological process: protein folding; protein peptidyl-prolyl isomerization. Gene Ontology annotation, molecular function: peptidyl-prolyl cis-trans isomerase activity.